Molecule: messenger RNA, 1743 nt
Organism: Mesorhabditis spiculigera
Lineage: Eukaryota; Metazoa; Nematoda; Chromadorea; Rhabditida; Rhabditidae
Source: the annotation of a GenBank genome assembly
AUGCUGCGCUCCGUUCUUCGCUUGGCGUCUGCCAGGCGACGGAUCGCUAUACCCGGCGCGGCGCAAGCAUCGUCUCACAUUCACCUGCGCGCUCAUCAUUGUGCUGCAGCACUGCCCGUCAACCGCAGCUCCGUACAAUGGGCCCCCAUCGAAACCAAGGUCGACACUGCUUCUGAGGGCUUUGCGAAGAACACACAACAGAUGAAUGAAAUCGUUGAUGAUUUGCGCAGCAAAAUCGCAAAGAUCUCGCUUGGUGGUGAUGAGCGGGCUCGGGCUCUACACAAGAAGCGGAACAAGCUGAUGGCCCGUGAGAGAGUGGAAAAACUGAUUGACCCUGGCACUGCCUUCCUCGAGCUGAGUCAGUUUGCGGGUUAUGAACAGUAUGGCAAUGAUGACGUCCCGGCGGCAGGAAUUAUCACCGGAAUCGGAACCGUUGCCGGGAGAUCUUGCGUUAUUGUGGCCAAUGACGCGACGGUGAAGGGCGGCACCUACUACCCAAUGACCGUCAAGAAGCAUUUGAGAGCCCAGGAGAUCGCUCGCGAGAACAAGUUGCCAUGCAUCUACUUGGUGGACUCUGGUGGUGCCAACCUUCCACGACAAGCCGACAUUUUUGCCGAUUCUCAACAUUUCGGCCGGAUUUUUUACAAUCAGGCAACGAUGUCUUCUGAGGGCAUUCCACAACUGGCUGUUGUUAUGGGCUCGUGCACGGCUGGUGGGGCUUACGUUCCGGCAAUGAGCGAUCAGGCUAUCAUUGUCCGCAAAACUGGCACUGUCUUCCUCGGUGGGCCUCCAUUGGUCAAAGCAGCUACUGGCGAAGAGAUUUCUGCGGAGGCUCUUGGAGGCGCAGAUCUGCAUUGUAGUGAAUCGGGAGUUACCGACUAUUAUGCGAACGAUGAUGAGCACGCGCUGGCACUGGCCCGAUCCGCUGUCGCUGGUUUCCCGACACAGCAUAACGAAAUGUCAAUUCACGAACUCGAAGAGCCCAAAUACCCUGCUGAAGAAUUGUACGGCGUCGUAGGAACCGAUUUGAAGAAGACGUUUGACGUUCGCGAAGUGAUAGCGCGUAUUGUGGAUGGGUCUCGUUUCGAUGAGUUCAAGCCGAGAUAUGGUGAGACUCUGGUAACGGGCUUUGCGAGGAUGUACGGGCAAAAGGUCGGAAUCCUGGCGAAUAAUGGGGUCCUCUUCUCCGAGUCGGCGGUGAAAGGAGCACACUUCAUUGAGCUAUGCGCUCAGCGUGGAAUCCCGUUGCUCUUCUUGCAAAAUAUUACGGGGUUCAUGGUUGGCCGCGAUGCCGAAGCCGGCGGAAUCGCUAAACAUGGAGCCAAGCUUGUGACGGCCGUUGCCUGCGCCAAAGUCCCCAAGAUUACCGUGUUGAUUGGAGGCAGCUACGGCGCCGGAAACUAUGGAAUGUGUGGUCGUGGAUACUCGCCAAGAUUCUUGUUCAUGUGGCCAAACGCUCGCGUGUCGGUUAUGGGUGGAGAACAAGCCGCAAAUGUUUUGGCCACCGUGCAAAAAGAUAAACGUGCGAAAGAGGGGAAAACCUGGACCGAGGAAGAGGACACGAAUUUGAGGCGUCCUGUCGAGGCCAAGUAUGACAAGGAGGGCCACCCAUACUUUGCCUCUUCUCGACUUUGGGAUGAUGGCGUAAUCGAUCCAAAGGACACAAGGCGUGUCGUAGGGAUGGCGCUUCAGGCUACCCUCCACUCCGAGCAGCAGAAGACCAAGUUCGGCGUCUUCCGCAUG